Ochotona princeps (American pika) is the source of this 978-nucleotide messenger RNA. Its product is annotated as olfactory receptor 51S1. The transcript has a single exon. Bases 1 to 978 code for a protein of 325 amino acids. Gene Ontology annotation, biological process: G protein-coupled receptor signaling pathway. NCBI's taxonomy places the organism in Eukaryota, Metazoa, Chordata, Mammalia, Lagomorpha, Ochotonidae. The record is from RefSeq and is a predicted model, not a curated record. Gene Ontology annotation, molecular function: olfactory receptor activity; G protein-coupled receptor activity. Gene Ontology annotation, cellular component: membrane.
AUGUCAGCACUUUCUAUCCAGGAAGUUCCCAAUAACAGCACCGCAAUGGCCCCCACCUUCCUUCUGGUGGGCAUGCCAGGUCUGACAACAGCACCCUCCUGGUGGACAGCUCCUCUCAUCGCUGUCUACCUUCUCUCUGCCCUGGGCAAUGGUGCAAUCCUCUACAUCAUCGCCCUGGAGCCCACCCUGCAUCGACCAAUGUACUUCUUCCUUUUCCUGCUUAGUGUGUCUGAUGUUGGCUUAGCCACAUCCCUAAUGCCCACCCUGCUGGGGCUUGCCCUUGCUGAUGCUCACGCUGUACCUGCCUCAGCCUGUCUCCUACAGAUGUUCUUUGUCCAUUUCUUUUCAGUCAUGGAAUCCUCUGUCUUGCUUACCAUGGCCAUUGAUCGGGCAUUGGCCAUCUGCCACCCGCUCCGCUAUCCAGCACUUCUCACCCGUGGUGUCAUUAGCAAGAUUGGCCUGGCCAUUGCUCUCCGAUGUCUGAGCCUCCACCUACCCCUGCCAUUCCUCCUAGCCAACAUGCCUUAUUGUCACCCACAGGUCCUCACCCAUUCUUAUUGCUUGCACCCAGAUGUAGCCCGUCUGGCCUGCCCAGGAUCUUGGUGUUCCAUAUAUAGUCUGUGUGUGGUUCUCUCAGCCAUGGGAUUAGACCCCCUGCUCAUUUUUGUCUCUUAUGGCCUAAUUGUCAGGAUUUUGCAAGGCAUGGGGUCCAGUGAGGAUCGUUGGAAGGCAGGUCAAACCUGUGCUGCCCACCUCUCUGCCGUGCUUCUCUUCUAUGUACCCAUGAUCCUCCUGGCACUCAUCAACCGCCUGAAGUUGCCAAUCCCUCAGCCUUCCCACACACUUCUCUCCUAUGUCCAUUUCCUACUUCCUCCACUAAUAAACCCUAUCAUCUAUAGUGUCAAGAUGAAAGAAAUCAGAGAAAAAAUAUUAAAAAGGUUGCAGCCUAGAAAAGUGGAUUGUGCUCAGAGAGGAUGA